UAUACAAAGCAGGAGACUAUUUUAAUAAAAUAACGGAGAAAAAAGAAGUACAUAUUAUAGUCAUGCUAUUGACCACAUGGAGAUGAGUCUCCCUUUUCCAACCUUUCUUCUCACUUUCCCAUUUCAUUCUCUCUCCUUCCCCAAAUUACAUCUCCACACAAACCAGCAAACAUCUCUCCCUCUCUAUCUCUUCGGUAGCUUGGAGCUUCACUCAUGGCCGCCUCAUCCUUCGCAGAUGGAGAAAGAGAUAUGGAGAAAAGUGGAAUGAUAUUACAGUCGAGUGAGAAUCAAAAUCCUAUGACUGAUCCUUCACCAACGCCUUCACCGUCUGCAACAGCAACCGCACCAGCUUUGGUUUUGUCUAAUUCAGGCAAGAAGAUGGACCAAGCUGGGAAGAAAAAGUACGUUAAGCAAGUCACGGGUCGGCACAACGACACCGAGCUUCACUUAGCAGCUCAACGGGGUGAUUUGGCAGCUGUACAGCAGAUUCUCAAGGACAUCAACUCUCAGAUGGAAGGGACUCUGAGUGGUGAAGAGUUCGAAGCUGAAGUCGCGGAGAUCCGAGCAUCGAUUGUGAAUGAGGUGAAUGAGUUAGGGGAGACGGCGCUCUUCACUGCCGCAGACAAAGGCCAUCUCGAUGUCGUCAAAGAGCUUUUGAAGUAUUCGAGUAGAGAGAGCAUUGCUAAGAAGAACCGUUCUGGAUAUGAUCCGCUUCAUAUCGCUGCCAUUCAAGGUCAUCAUGGUAAUGCUUCCUCGCCUCUUGGAUUGGCUUUUGGUAAAAUGAAGUCUCACAAACUGUUUCUUCUCUUAUGUGGAAUUAAAAAAUGGUUGUUUCUUGCAGCUAUUGUUGAGGUCUUGCUAGAUCAUGAUUCGACGCUUAGCCAUACGUUUGGCCCAUCGAAUGCAACUCCGCUUGUGUCUGCAGCCAUGAGAGGUCAUACAGAAGUUGUGAACCAGCUCUUAUCCAAAGCUGGGAAUUUGCUGGAAAUCUCUCGGUCUAACCAUAAAAAUGCAUUGCAUCUAGCUGCAAGGCAAGGGCAUGUAGAUGUCAUCAAAGCUUUGCUAGUCAAGGAUCCUCAGCUAGCAAGACGGAUUGAUAAGAAAGGGCAAACUGCACUUCACAUGGCAGUAAAAGGACAGAGCUCGGAAGUGGUGAAACUGCUGCUUGAUGCAGAUCCCGCCAUUGUUAUGCUACCGGACAAGUCUUGUAACACGGCUUUGCAUGUUGCCACAAGGAAGAAACGAGCAGAGAUUGUAGAACUAUUGUUGUCACUGCCUGAUACCAACGCCAAUGCUUUAACCCGGGAACACAAGACAGCACUUGACAUUGCAGAGGGGCUUCCACUCUCUGAAGAGUCUUCAUACAUAAAAGAAUGUCUUGCUCGCCGUGGAGCUCUUAGGGCGAAUGAGCUGAACCAGCCGAGAGACGAGCUGAGAAGCACUGUCACCCAAAUCAAGAACGAUGUUCAUAUCCAGCUGGAACAGACGAAAAGAACGAACAAAAACGUGCACAACAUUUCCAAAGAACUCAGGAAACUCCACAGAGAAGGGAUCAAUAAUGCAACAAACUCGGUAACUGUCGUGGCUGUAUUGUUUGCAACUGUUGCCUUUGCUGCUAUCUUCACGGUGCCGGGAGGAGACAACAACGACGGAUCAGCAGUGGUGGUGGGGCGAGCAUCGUUCAAGAUAUUCUUCAUCUUCAACGCGAUCGCAUUGUUUACUUCUCUUGCGGUCGUGGUGGUCCAGAUCACGUUGGUGAGAGGAGAGACAAAAGCUGAGAAGAGGGUAGUGGAAGUGAUCAACAAACUGAUGUGGCUGGCAUCGAUGUGUACAUCGGUGGCGUUUUUGGCGUCGUCAUACAUAGUGGUUGGGCGUAAGAACCAGUGGGCGGCUGAGCUGGUGACGGUGGUUGGAGGUGUGAUAAUGGCUGGUGUUCUUGGAACCAUGACUUAUUACGUGGUCAAGUCCAAGAGGACAAGGUCGAUGAGGAAGAGGGUUAAGAGUGCGCGCAGGAGCGGUUCCAACUCGUGGCAUCAUUCGGAUUUCUCAAACUCGGAAGUCGAUCCCAUUUUCGCGAUAUGAGAUGCAUAAAACGUAAUCAUGUAAAUAUAUUGUAUUUUGGUGAAGAGAGCUUAGACUAGACGAUUUUGUGUAUAAAGCCUGAAACAUCAAAAGGCAAACACAAUUGUCACAAAGUGUAAACACUGCUAAACUCAUUAUGUUCCAAAAACAAAAAAAAUGUUAACCAGUUGUCUUUAGAAACAAAGUAGAAUCAGAGUGGAUUGUGAUGCUGA
Thlaspi arvense is the source of this 2294-nucleotide messenger RNA. The record is from the annotation of a GenBank genome assembly. Lineage: Eukaryota; Viridiplantae; Streptophyta; Magnoliopsida; Brassicales; Brassicaceae.